CGCGGACGGGACUCCAGACUGCAGGACACUCGAUCUGACUACGCGAAGAAGUUACACUGAAGCCCUCGCCCUGUCGGGAUCGUUUCCUCCGUUUCAAGUUUACGAGGGAAGAACACUUUCCCUCCACCCAGAGCCCGGCAUUUCCUUCCAUCGCAGGCACACAGAGAGGGAGAAGGAGAGGGAGAGGGAGAGGGAAAGGGGGAGAGAGAGAGAGAGAAUGGCUGCAGAUGCUGACAUGAGCGGUUGGUCCGACCUCCUCCACUCCUCCACGAAGCUUCUCGAGCAAGCAACUCCUUCCGCUCAGUUCCCUCCUUUACAGAGGAAUUUAGAACAAUUGGAGACAUUGUCGAAGAAGCUCAAGGCCAAAACCCUGAGAACGGAGACUCCAAGUCAGUCGAUCGCCGCGACAAGGUUAUUAGCUCGUGAAGGAAUAAAUGCAGAACAACUUGCUCGUGAUUUGAAAUCUUUCGAAAUAAAGACAACAUUUGAGGAUGUCUUUCCAUCAGAGGCAACAACUGUGGAGGAGUACUUGCAACAGGUUCAUGAAAUGGCAAUGGUUUCAGCUGUGCAGGAAGCCCAAAAGGACAAUCUGAGAUGCUUCAAUGAUUACAUGAUGCAAGUUUUAGAGGAUGACUGGCAAAAGGAAAAACGAGAUUUUUUACAGAGUAUGAGUCGCAUAUCUACCAUGCCAAGGAAAAACAGUGCUGUAGCAAGCAGUGCUACUCGCUCAAGCCAGGUGCCAACCACAGCUGCAAGACAACCGGUUUCUGUUGGUCACUCGGGUAUAGAACUAUUUCCCUUGUCUGACAAGAAUAUCCUUGAGAAAAAGGCUUCUGUUUAUUCAGAUGUUGUGAAGAAUCUUAAUGAUACAAGGGAGCGUGGACUACCGUUUAAUACUGCUACUACUUUUAAAAAUGCGUAUGAGGAACUGAAUCUUGAAUCAUCUGGCACUAAAUCUGUCAGCAUGCAGAAGAUAUGGCACCUGAUUCAGACACUAUUAGGGGAGAAUGCUGCUAGACCUCAUGAAGUUUCUAGAAGAAUGUCUUUGGUUAUUGGUGCAAGGAGACACCUAGAAUGGGGACAUGAAAGAUAUAUUCUAGACAUAAUUCAAAGUCAUCCUGCUCAGGCUGCUCUUGGUGGGGCAGUGGGAAAUUUGCAGCGAGUGCGAGCUUUUCUCAGGAUACGUUUAAGAGACUAUGGUGUACUAGAUUUUGAUGCAAGUGAUGCACGCAGGCAACCUCCUGUGGAUACAACAUGGCAACAGAUUUACUUUUGCUUGAGAACUGGCUAUUAUGAUGAAGCAAGGAAUAUUGCCCAGUCUUCUAGAGCUUCUUAUCAGUUUGCCUCUAUGCUUGCUCAAUGGAUCAUGUCUGGAGGCUUAGUACCUCCUGAAACUUCAGCUGCUGCAUCUGAGGAGUGUGAAAAGAUGUUUAGAAUAGGAGACAGGGCUGGACGAUCUGGCUAUGACAAAAAAAAGUUACUACUUUAUGCUAUGGUCUCUGGCUGUCGUCGGCAAGUUGAUAGGGUUCUUCGGGAUCUCCCAUCACUUUUCACUACUAUAGAGGACUUUUUGUGGUUUAUGCUUUCAGCAGUAAGAGAUGAUCCGAGCAGAGUUUCUUCAGUUCCAAUUGAUGGUUUGAUGCCAUACAAAUUGGAAGAUUUGCAGGUGUACUUGAACAAGUUUGAGCCAUCCUAUUACACUAAAAAUGGGAAGGAUCCUCUAGUCUACCCAUAUGUACUAUUCUUAAGCAUUCAGCUGCUGCCAGCAGUGUUGUACCUCUUUAAGGAAGGUGGGGAUGAAGGAUAUAAUGUAGAUGCUGUACAUAUUGCUAUAGCACUAGCAGAUCAUGGGGCUUUUUCUGAAGAUACUGGGGUGAGACAGAAGCUUGGAAUGUUGGAUGCAUUUGCAGAAGUUUCUAGCAUCAUUCGACAGUAUGGUUCGCUAUACCUGCGGCAGGGUAAUCUUCCACUAGCUUUAGAGUAUUAUGCUCAAGCUGCUGCUGCAGUAGGUGGAGGCCGCUUGUCAUGGGUUGGGCGUGGUAAUACGGAUCAGCAGAGGCAGAGAAAUAUAAUGUUAAGACAGCUCCUGACUGAGAUCUUGCUGCGGGAUGGAGGUAUUCCUUUUCUGCUUGGUACACGAGGUUAUGGAGAAGAAGGUGAGUUACAACGGUUUUUUAGCGAUAGGGUGAUACAACAGAAGUUCUUGCUUGAAGCUGCUCGCCAGUGCCAGGAGGCUGGGCUUUAUGACAAAUCCGUGGAAAUCCAAAAACGGGUUGGGGCUUUUGGAACAGCAUUGGAAACAAUAAACAAGUGCCUUUCUGAAGCUAUUUGUGCUUCAUUUCGUGGUAAAUUGGAUGGUGAUAGCCAUACUGCUGCUUUGAUUCAUGCUGGUAAUGAUAUUUUGGAGGCAUACAAGUACAUGUCUGAAUCCAGCAUCCAGGAAAGAGGUCUUGUUUCAGAGCAGCAGUUAAUAUUGCGGCAAUUGGAGGCAGUGGUUGUUAUUCAGAAGUUGGCCAGAAGUGGUCAUCAUGCAGAUGCUCUUAGAGAGAUUUCCAAGCUCCAAUUUCUUCCUUUAGAUCCACGAUCCCCAGAUACUACAGCUGAUGUAUUUCAAAAUUUAUCUCCUUUGGUUGAAACUUGUGUGCCUGAUUUGCUAAAAGUAGCCCUAACAUGCCUGGACAACGUGCCAGAUGCGGAUGGCAUGGUUCGUAUUUUGAAGGCUAAGAUUUCAAACUUUGUGGCGAAUCAUAUGAGCAGGAACUGGCCCCAGGAUUUAUAUGACAGAGUGGCUCGGAGCUUGUGAGAGGAAGGAAUGGUUCACGGGCCGAGUGUGGCCUAUGGUCCUUGGCUGGAUCCCCCUUCUCGGGCAAUCAAGUUAGAGCGGUUUUCUAUUUGGCUCCAAAAUUUUGUAUCAACAAGAAUGUUAGCUCCUCUUGAGGAACUUGAAUUUGCUAGUUUUUGUGGACCUGCCAUGUAAUGUAUAUCUAUUUGCACAAGGCUUUUUUGAUACUUCGCCUA
Messenger RNA from Nymphaea colorata (pocket water lily), 3018 nucleotides. Its product is annotated as nuclear pore complex protein NUP93A-like. The record is from RefSeq and is a predicted model, not a curated record. The coding region runs from base 218 to 2803 and encodes 861 amino acids. Gene Ontology annotation, biological process: protein import into nucleus; poly(A)+ mRNA export from nucleus. The transcript has 15 exons. Gene Ontology annotation, cellular component: nuclear pore. NCBI's taxonomy places the organism in Eukaryota, Viridiplantae, Streptophyta, Magnoliopsida, Nymphaeales, Nymphaeaceae. Gene Ontology annotation, molecular function: structural constituent of nuclear pore.